Messenger RNA from Cyclocybe aegerita, 2121 nucleotides. NCBI's taxonomy places the organism in Eukaryota, Fungi, Basidiomycota, Agaricomycetes, Agaricales, Hemipholiotaceae. The record is from the annotation of a GenBank genome assembly.
AUGAGUGCUGCAAGAGCCUCCCUGAUAGAUACCGAAGUGGCUGUGCGCUCGUUUCAAGUUUGCAACUUACCCCAACCAAACUCAAACUCCAACUCAGCGUCUGCCUUGGGCUUUAAACACACAGAUAUGUCCAACAAUCAAGGACCAUCGCAACUUCCUGCCGGGAAAACGAAAGCCAAGAAACGCUACCUGAAACGAAAGAAGGAGAAGAGGAAAUUUAGGUCAAAAGUUGCUCAUGCAGGCAUCAGCUCCGUAUAUAUUCCAGAAGAGGACGUGCAAGAAGAGAUAGGGACCCCAGAGGCUACUGCAUCGGAGAUCAAUGAGAAUGCAGCGAUAUUGGACCCACCAGAGACGAGCAAGAGAUCGAAAAAACGACCGAGACUUGUUCAAGAUGAAGAUGUCAAUAUGAAUGAACCCCCGGUAGAAGACAAGAGAAGAACGGCUACUCCAGAACUGAUAGGCGUGUUGCCUUCUUUCCCGUUACCAGCUCUGCCCAAUGCACCUUCAAAAAAUCAACUUUCACUUCAAGGCGUAGAUAAAGCGUUGAUUGAUGCAGAGCUCGUUUCUCCGUCAACCAUUUUGCCUGUUCUGCUCGGAAAAGACGACGGUGGAACGAGAUUGAGCGAAAGGAUGCGAAAACGGUUGCGGGAUAUUGGCGUCAUUGAACUGUUCGCUGUCCAAACAACCCUCUUGCCUUUCUUAUUGCCCCCCCAGGAAUCAUCCAGAGAGCUGUAUCUUCCCUUCGGCCCACCUCGAGAUGUAUGCGUUUCUGCGCCGACAGGAAGCGGGAAAACGUUGGCGUAUGUGUUGCCUAUCCUUGAGAUACUAGCUCGAAGAGUGGUGACGCGUUUACGUGCUUUGAUCGUUCUCCCAACGCGAGAUUUGGUAGCACAAGUUAGAGAAACGAUAGAGGUUCUAAGUAAAGGAACGAACCUCAAGAUAGGCACGGCGACUGGGCAACACUCGUUUGCUCAUGAACAAUCACAGCUCGUACAAGAUCAGACUUCGCCUUUGCAAGGCGGCUCAAGCAAAGUUGACAUCCUGAUAGCCACUCCAGGACGUCUAAUUGACCAUAUUGUUGGCACACCCGGCUUCUCUCUUCAACAUCUUCGAUUCUUGGUGAUUGACGAAGCCGAUCGAUUAUUGGCACAAUCCUUCCAGGACUGGCUCGCGCAAGUGCUGGCCGCUACCCGCGUUCCUGCCAACGGCGCCUUCCCGUUUGUUGGACUAUCUCGAUCAAGGGACGCCGGAGCCGCUAUCCACAAGCCAGCUUCGUUUGAUGAUAUAGUCCCAGACGGGCUGUCUCCUACCUUCCUACAAGGCUUCCACUCAGCUGUGUCGUCUUUCUUCUUGGAGCGGAAAACCCCAUCAUGUCAGAAAUUGCUCUUCUCUGCGACGCUCACUCGGGAUCCUGCAAAGAUAGCCUCUUUGGAGUUGAGAAACCCUAAGUACAUCGUUGUGCAAGGUCGCGGCAAAGACAGUGAAGAGGGAGGCAUUUUGGAUGUGGUUACGGAGAGAUUCUCAAUGCCAGCAACGCUCUCGGAACACAUGGUCAUCAUGGAGCCAAAUCUCAAGCCCCUUGUUUUCUUCCACCUUGUCCACACUCGCGGUAUCACAAGCGCUCUCGUCUUUACAAAAUCCGCAGAAUCAACGACGAGACUAGUUCGUCUGUUCGAGUUCUUUGAAACGGUCCGAUGCGAGAACCUCAGCGUUACGCCCUUCGCCAUGCGAGCUUAUUCGAGCGACCUGCCGGCUAACGAACGCAAAAUGAUCCUGGAACAAUUCAAAAGCCAAAGAAUUCAGAUACUGGUCUGCUCUGAUCUCAUUUCCCGAGGCCUUGACAUCAGCCAUGUAUCGCAUGUGGUUAGUUACGAUGUUCCUGUUGAUAUGCGUAAGUACGUCCACCGCGUCGGACGUACUGCGCGAGCAGGUCGAACUGGCGAUGCCUGGACACUUGUCGAAGAGCAAGAGGCACGAUAUUUCAAGCAGAUGCUCAAGGAGGCCGACCAUCUGGAUCAAGUCAAACGGUUGAGGAUUAGUGAAAAAGACCUGGCACCUCUUACAGGACAUUACGAGGUUGCGCUUAACAAGUUGAAGCAGGUGUAUACAAGACAGGCAUAA